AAGAUCGAGCCAUGAAUUGCAAAGAUAGAUAUAUACAUACUGACACGAGGGUGAUUCUGUAAGGAUCGGGAGAAGCUUGUCCCAUCGCGGACAUGCGCUCAUCGUCAACGUUCAUCUUGCAGUUUGGGUCCUGAGGCUAUAUCCUGCCUCUCUUUCCUACUUUGUUGCCGGACUAUUCUGGGACUUGUCUUCUCACAGCCACUCCAUUUUACCCCUCUCUCUCUCUCUCUCUCUCUCUCUGCAUUACUCAUUGAGAAUUCCACAAUCUCUUUCCCUUCCUCGUCUCUCAGCUUCCAACAGACUAUCCUGGGAUUCCGAAGGCAAGAAUUGCCUUAAACAAGCAAUUCUUAUCCCCAGGAUCUGACAUUGGUGACGUUCCUGAGCAUCGGUUUUCCCAACGACCGAGGGUUGACGCCCGUAUCAUUUCGAAGGUCACCUGCAUAGUCUGGUAGCGUGCUUGAGGAAGGAUUCACCGGCGUUAUUUUGAAUCUUGAUGAGUGUCGAAUGAUAAGGGUCAGAGGAUGCUUAUAUGGGUUGAAAAGCAGACGAGGGUCCAGUUGAGACCAUGAUGAAUGAGGCCAGGGAAGAUUCAAGCCAGAAAAUCAAAAUAGGCAGAGCUGACGGGAACUUCGGCGACGUAUGUUCUCAGACAGGUGAAGAGUUUUCGGUUGAGUUCUUAAGGGAUCGGAUGGGCGUCCGGAGAAUCCACGUGAUGCCGAAAGCGGAUCAUUUCCUGCCAGAGAGUCCGAGCUUCAAUUUUUUGAAGGAUCAACAUGUAGUUUACGAGGAGGCGGGUGGCCUGCUCCGGCACACCGGAGGGAAGUCGUACGCCAAUGCGGAUUUCGCUAAUGUCAUGGCUAAACCUAUGCCGAGUCCGUACAUGGAGAGCCCCACUCAUUUGGAUUAUACAGCAAGGCCUCAAGGAGAAUACGAUUUUCUCGGGCAACGGUCCAAUGUAUACUACGACGAUGCCGCUCAUGCUCGAGGCGCCAUGGAUCCGCCCUAUUCCUCGGGGUCGCCUCAGUCGUACUUUCAUCAGGGACCAGGAAUCAUCACGCAGGGCUCUUCCCAUUUCAAGAUGAAGUUACUUUGUAGCUAUGGUGGACGGAUUUUUCCGAGGCCUAGCGAUGGGAAGCUUCGGUACGUUGGUGGCGAAACCCGCAUCAUAUCCAUAAGGAAGAACCUCUCCUGGGAAGAACUCAUGAAGAAGACCUCAGCGAUCUGCAACCAGCCUCAUACCAUCAAAUAUCAACUACCUGGUGAAGAUCUCGACGCGCUGAUCUCGGUUUGUUCCGACGAGGACCUACAGAAUAUGAUAGAGGAAUAUCAUGAGCUCGAAAAAGUCGGUACUUGUCAGAGACUCCGGAUAUUUCUCGUCCCCUUGACCGAGAUAGAGAGCCCGAAUUCCUUCGAAGCUAGAUUAUCAGCUGAGCAGCAAGCCGUCGAUUAUCAAUACGUCAUCGCCGUUAAUGGGGUAUUGGAUCGGAGCCCACAAAAGAGCGCAAAAGGACAGAUUCCGGCGAGCCAAGUAAUGCAUCAGGGCACAACGUCCUCAGACAACAGCCCAAGUUGUCUUAGAGACUCUCCAACGUUCGUUCAGCCUCUAGAAAUCCACGAUUAUAGCCCGAAAUACUCGAAUUUGGCAAGAACAAGUUCGAAUCCUUCCGCUCAAUUAUUGACAGUGAGACAGAUCUCCAACAAUCUUCAUGACCUUUCUCCCCCGGCGACUCAGGUUCCACCACAGAAGAGGGAUUUGACGAAUCACGGUCAUGUGAAUGAGAGCAAUAGGCAUUUUGUGCUGGACAAGCAUCCUAGUGAUAAGUCCUACUAUCAUGACAAUGCCAAUCAUCAAAAUCCUACAUCUACUCAGCCUCUUCAACUGAUCGACUUGCGAAUACCGAACUUGUUUGAAGCCGAACAUAUAUAUAGACAAAGAGGCACUCAUGUUCCCGAUCAGAACAUUGCAGAAGAUUUCGUGCCAGCAUCAUGCUACGGUCUGUUCGACAUCAAUUUCAGUAGGCCUAUACUCAAGGCAAGGGUGUUCCAUUCAGAUAAACUCGCAACUCAUCCUGAAGACCCGGCGUCUCAGCUUCUGGAAUCUCCUGAACUGGAUGACCCUCAUUACGGAUUGAUGCACGUGCUAUCGGACUCACAGUUGGAAGGACUUUACAGGGGAUCAACGCAUUCUACAGAGGAAGGAACAAUUUCAUGUUCAUUGAGUUUUUCGACAGAGAAGGUCCCCUUGCUGGCAACUUCAAGCCAUUCUUCGCGUGAAUGGAAGAUGAAGUCACAGGACCUAACUGCUGCAAAAUAUCAGGAAAGCACAUCUGGUUCGCACUCGAAUGAGGAGGCGCGAAUGAUCAGGGACCAAACAGUACUGGAGUGGCAAGAUGACAAAGAUUCCAAUUCCUUUCAAGAGAAAAAGCAAUUUAGAGUAGUCCUUGUUGACGAGGAUUGCGUGAACAUGCUACAAGAGCACAAGGCAAGUUCCAACAUUGAACUAAACGUUUCCUCAGAGAGCCAAAAAUAUAGCCUUGCACCUCAUGAAGAUGUGAAACGAAUGGGAUGUAUUGAAUCAGCUUUCAAAGAUCAGCAUGGACAGAACCCUGUGCGGACUCAUGGAUCACCUAACCAAGUUCCUGAACUCGUUGUGUCUUCAGUCUCUCCUAAUCAUUCUUGCAAAGAGAGAAAAUCCCAUGAAGAGGGUUUGUUGGACGGCGCUGGAGAAGUCAGCUCUGAGGCAAGAUUCAAUAAGGGAUUGAAACCUGUAAAUGUAAUGCCUCCUCGCAAAGAAAAUCAUCGGAACAUUGUCCAGCCAAUAUCGGUGAUCGUUGAGGAUGUAACUGAGAAUAUGCCUCUUGACAUCCCCAUUUCCUCAAGUUCAGUGGCGCAUAUCCAGGAUGACCCUACUGAUAGCAUCUCAUCCGCUAUAGAAACAGAAGGCGAAAGCAUUGCUGCUGAUACUGACUAUGAGGAUGUGAAAAGCGAUGGCCAUGAUGCAGAUGACCCCAUAUCUGAUGCAGUGAUAGCUGAAAUCGAAGCUGGCAUCUACGGUUUGCAGAUCAUAAAGAACGCCGACCUGGAAGAACUACAAGAAUUAGGAUCCGGCACAUUCGGGACGGUUUAUCACGGCAAAUGGAGAGGGACAGAUGUCGCCAUCAAAAGAAUUAAGAAAAGUUGUUUUGCAGGAAGAUCGUCCGAGCAAGAUCGCAUAACAAAAGAUUUCUGGAGAGAGGCGAAGAUCUUGUCGAAUCUUCAUCAUCCCAACGUCGUGGCAUUCUAUGGAGUUGUUCCUGAUGGCCCUGGUGGGACAUUGGCAACGGUGACCGAGUUCAUGGUUAAUGGCUCACUCAGACAUAAUCUAGUAAAAAACAACAGAGCUUUGGACCGUCGGAAAAAGCUUAUGAUAGCAAUGGAUGCAGCUUUCGGGAUGGAGUAUCUGCAUUUCAAGAACAUCGUCCAUUUCGACUUGAAGUGCGACAAUCUGCUUGUCAAUUUGAAGGAUCCCCGUCGACCAAUUUGCAAGGUCGCAGAUUUCGGCUUGUCGAGGAUCAAACAGAACACUUUCGUGUCGGGUGGAAUCCGGGGUACGCUCCCCUGGAUGGCGCCCGAGCUCUUGAACGGUACUAACAACCGAGUCUCGGAGAAGGUGGAUAUCUUCUCAUUCGGGAUCGCCAUGUGGGAGAUGUUGACCGGCGAAGAACCUUAUGCUAACAUGCACUGUGGUGCAAUCAUAGGGGGCAUUGUCAGCAACACGCUGAGGCCGCCGAUACCGGAGGGGUGCGAUCCGGAGUGGAAGGAACUGAUGGAGGAGUGCUGGUCUGCUGAUCCCUCGAGGCGGCCGUCCUUCACGCAGAUCACCAUGAGGCUGCAGACCAUGCUGAAGACUCUCCAGACCAAGCGAUACGCCGAGAAGCCCAAGUACUGAUCGCCGCGGACCGGAUCGGACCGGACUGCACUGCAUCGAACUCUUCUUGUACUGAAAUUUUGUAUAUAUAGCCUGCUAGCCAAGGUUCACAAAGCACAAACAAGGAAGAAAAGGAGGAGAGAGUCAACUUAUGAUUGUGCAUUCUAGGAGGGGAGGAUUUUGACGUUCCAUGACAUGUCAUUAGGGGUUGAAGA
Eucalyptus grandis is the source of this 4122-nucleotide messenger RNA. Its product is annotated as serine/threonine-protein kinase STE20. The record is from RefSeq and is a predicted model, not a curated record. Gene Ontology annotation, molecular function: protein kinase activity; ATP binding; protein binding. Gene Ontology annotation, biological process: signal transduction; protein phosphorylation. The transcript is spliced from 11 exons. Gene Ontology annotation, cellular component: cytoplasm. Lineage: Eukaryota; Viridiplantae; Streptophyta; Magnoliopsida; Myrtales; Myrtaceae. Bases 566 to 3928 code for a protein of 1120 amino acids.